This is a messenger RNA of Acanthocheilonema viteae, 177 nucleotides long. The record is from the annotation of a GenBank genome assembly. Lineage: Eukaryota; Metazoa; Nematoda; Chromadorea; Rhabditida; Onchocercidae.
GAUGGAGAUGACGGCGACAUAGGACCUCCUGGUCCAAACGGUCCAAAGGGAGGACAGGGAAGGCCUGGACCACCCGGACCGCAAGGUCCGCGAGGCGACAGAGGAGAAAGAGGAAUGAAAGGAGUGAAAGGUCCGGAAGGAGAACAAGGACCAGAAGGAGAUAUGGGGGGAGGAUAA